Messenger RNA from Pistacia vera, 1920 nucleotides. RefSeq names its product cytochrome P450 CYP72A219-like. NCBI's taxonomy places the organism in Eukaryota, Viridiplantae, Streptophyta, Magnoliopsida, Sapindales, Anacardiaceae. The transcript is spliced from 5 exons. Bases 734 to 1795 code for a protein of 353 amino acids. Gene Ontology annotation, molecular function: oxidoreductase activity, acting on paired donors, with incorporation or reduction of molecular oxygen; iron ion binding; heme binding. The record is from RefSeq and is a predicted model, not a curated record.
GGUUAAAAGCAAUAAAAGAAUAAUUUAUAACAGCAAACAGAGAAGAGUCCUACUCUUGAAUAUUUGGUUUCAAUGAAGAGAAGGGUGGGGGGAGCAUUCAUCCCCCCACGGGGGGAUAUUUACCUGUUGAACCAGUGAUUAUUCUUGCUUAAUGAUUUUUCAAAUUCUAAAGCACGUACAUUUAAUGCUUUUAGUUUUUUAUUUUUUUCUUUUAAUUUUGUGUAGAUGAAUAAGUUAUUGUGGUGGUCUUCUUGUCUUCUGGUUACAAAAGCGAGGGAUGGAAUUAAUCCUUCGAUUUGUGGCUGUGAACAAUGCGAUCUGUCUUACUUUAUGCAUUAAAUUAUUAUGGUGACCAAUUUCAAUAUGUUGAUAUUAUUCCGACGUUAUGUGCCUGCGUUGGAGGAAUUCCAGUACUACCCUGAUGACGGUGGCGUUGGGGCAUUCCAACUACAUCGAUGCCAGGUUCAGUCUUCGGGCUUGGCGUUGGUGUAGGCAGGUUUUCCUAUAAUGUGACAAUUCUUUUACGUGGUUUGGCACAGUACCCCGGGUGAUUAUCACGAAUCCUAAUCAACUAAAGGAGAUAUUUACCAAGAUCAACCAUUUUCAGAAAUCCAAGGCCAGAAAUCCACUUGUUAACUUAAUAGCAACUGGACUUCUAGAAUACGAGGGUGAGAAAUGGACUAAACAUAGAAGGAUUAUAAACCCAGCAUUCCAUCAGGAGAAAUUGAAGCUUAUGUUACCAGCAUUCUCUAAAGUUUGUAGUGAGCUGAUUAGCGAAUGGAAGAAGUUGGUUUCUGUAGAAGGAUCAUGUGAAAUUGAUGUAUGGCCGGAGCUUCAAAGAUUGACUGGUGAUAUGAUUUCUCAAACAGCAUUUGGAAGCAACUAUGAAGAAGGAAGGAGAAUAUUUCAACUCCAAACAGAACUAGUUGAUCUUGCAAUGCAAGCUGCACAGUCAUUUUACAUUCCAGGAUUGAGGCUUUUACCAACUAAGAGGAAUAAGAGAAUCAAGGAAAUUGACAAUGAAAUGCGAGCUUUACUCAUGGAUAUUAUUAAGAAUAGAGAGAAAGCAAUGAAAGCAAGUGAAGCUGCAACAAAUAAUGACUUACUAGGUAUUCUUAUGGAAUCCAAUGUUAGAGAAAUUAAAGAACAUGGAAACAACAAAAAUGUUGGGAUGACUAUUAAUGAGGUGAUUGAAGAGUGUAAGGUAUUUUACUUAGCCGGGCAAGAAACUACCACAGUUUUGCUUGUUUGGACUCUGCUUUUAUUGAGUAAGCAUCAGGAUUGGCAAGCUCGCGCAAGAGAAGAGGUGUUUCAAGUCUUCGGAGAUAACAAGCCUAACAACGAUGGGUUGAGUCACUUAAAAGUUGUCUCGAUGAUAUUGUACGAGGUACUGAGGUUAUAUCCACCAAUUGCAACUCUUCCUCGAGCUGUUUACAAAGACAUCAAACUUGGGAGCUUAUCGUUACCCCCUGGAGUAGAGAUCUUCUUGCCAGUUAUCCUUGUUCACCAUGAUAAGGGACUUUGGGGUGAUGAUGCAAAGGAGUUUAAACCAGAGAGAUUUUCGGAAGGAAUUUCAAAGGCGACAAAGAAUCAAGCUUCAUUUUUCCCUUUUGGAUGGGGUCCUAGGAUAUGCAUUGGACAAAACUUCGCUUUGAUAGAGGCAAAAAUAGCUUUGGCGAUGAUUCUACAAAAGUUCACGUUGGAGUUAUCUCCAUCCUAUGUUCAUUCUCCUCACAGAAUAAUUACUAUUCAUCCAGAGAACGGUGCCCAAUUGAUUCUGAAGAAAAUUGCUUGAAAACUUUCAGUUAUUGUCAAAUAAGAUUGGUGUCGAAAUGAUGGAACAUUAAUUAGCAUGCUGUUGUAAUUAAUUAAUAGCCAUAAAUAAUAUUUUAAUAGAUGGAUGAUUUGAGUUUGAGUUUA